Molecule: messenger RNA, 543 nt
Organism: Diceros bicornis minor
Lineage: Eukaryota; Metazoa; Chordata; Mammalia; Perissodactyla; Rhinocerotidae
Product: solute carrier family 2, facilitated glucose transporter member 11-like
Exons: 4
Biological process (GO): monosaccharide transmembrane transport
Cellular component (GO): membrane
Molecular function (GO): hexose transmembrane transporter activity
Source: RefSeq, a predicted model, not a curated record
CGAGCCUCUCUUGCCUGUGUUCCCCAUCCCCCAAGGAAGAAGACCCUCCUGGUGAAUAACAUCUUCGUGGUGGCUGCAGCGGUCCUGUUUGGCUUCAGCCGCAGAGCAGGCUCCUUCGAGAUGAUCAUGCUGGGAAGGCUGCUCAUGGGAGUCAGUGCAGGUGUGAGCAUGAACGUCCAGCCCAUGUACCUGGGGGAGAGCGCCCCCAAGGAGCUCCGAGGAGCCGUGGCCAUCACCUCAGCCAUCUUCACCGCCCUGGGGAUCGUGAUGGGUCAGGUGGUCGGGCUCAGGGAGCUCCUGGGGGGCCCGCAGGCCUGGCCCCUGCUGCUGGCCAGCUGCCUGGUGCCCGGGGUACUCCAGCUGGCGUCCCUGCCCCGUUCCCUGAGAGCCCGCGCUACCACCUUACUGACCGUGGAGACACCGAGGCCUGCCUGGCAGUUACAGUCUCCCCUGCAGCCUCAGCGCUGGCAGAGGCACCCAAGCCCUGAGAACUUCCCUGCGUCUCUGGACAAGGGAGCAGGUCAAGAGACCCCGGGGGUCUGA